Fukomys damarensis (Damara mole-rat) is the source of this 3018-nucleotide messenger RNA. RefSeq names its product MYB proto-oncogene, transcription factor (gene Myb). Gene Ontology annotation, biological process: regulation of DNA-templated transcription. Bases 1 to 2190 code for a protein of 729 amino acids. Gene Ontology annotation, cellular component: nucleus. The transcript has 17 exons. Gene Ontology annotation, molecular function: DNA-binding transcription factor activity, RNA polymerase II-specific; RNA polymerase II cis-regulatory region sequence-specific DNA binding. The record is from RefSeq and is a predicted model, not a curated record. Lineage: Eukaryota; Metazoa; Chordata; Mammalia; Rodentia; Bathyergidae.
AUGUAUAAGGUGAUGAGAGUGCGGAGAGUAGAAACAAACAAGAAGUGCCAAAUCCAGGAAUCAUGGAAAGAUGAAAAUUGUCAGAUAGGAGGUCGAAGUUUAGUAGUAAACAAAGAGGGAAAAGACAGGCCCAGCCCUCUGGUCAGUGGCACCAACUUCUCCAAGCUGUUAAAAGAUUUGAGUUACGGAGAGCCUGAAUCCUCUGGAGAGGUGAAAAAGAGGGAGGAAGAAGAAGAUGAUUUCCUGCGUUCUGCUGGGGGCGGGCUGUUUGUGGCCCGUGGAAUUUGCAGCAUAUACAGUAGUGACGAGGAUGAUGAAGACAUUGAGAUGUGUGACCAUGACUAUGAUGGGCUACUUCCCAAGUCUGGAAAGCGUCACUUGGGGAAAACUAGGUGGACCAGGGAAGAGGAUGAAAAACUAAAGAAGCUGGUGGAACAAAAUGGAACAGAUGACUGGAAAGUUAUUGCCAAUUAUCUCCCGAAUCGGACAGAUGUGCAGUGCCAACAUCGAUGGCAGAAAGUUCUAAACCCUGAGCUCAUCAAGGGUCCUUGGACCAAAGAAGAAGACCAGAGAGUGAUAGAGCUUGUACAGAAAUACGGUCCGAAACGUUGGUCUGUUAUUGCCAAGCACUUAAAAGGGAGAAUUGGAAAACAAUGUAGGGAGCGGUGGCAUAACCACUUGAAUCCAGAAGUUAAGAAAACCUCCUGGACAGAAGAGGAAGACAGAAUAAUUUACCAGGCACACAAGAGACUGGGGAACAGAUGGGCGGAAAUCGCAAAGCUACUGCCUGGACGAACUGAUAAUGCUAUCAAGAACCACUGGAAUUCCACAAUGCGUCGGAAGGUGGAACAGGAAGGCUAUCUUCAGGAGUCUCCCAAAGCCAGCCAGCCAACCGUGGCCACAAGCUUCCAGAAGAAUGAUCAUUUGAUGGGUUUUGCUCAUGCCCCACCUUCUUCUCAACUCCCUCCAACUGGCCAGCCCUCGGUUAACAAUGACUAUUCCUAUUACCACCUUUCUGAAGCACAAAAUGUCUCCAGCCACGUUCCAUACCCUGUAGCGUUACAUGUAAACAUAGUCAAUGUCCCUCAGCCAGCCGCAGCAGCCAUUCAGAGACACUAUAAUGAUGAAGACCCUGAAAAAGAAAAGCGAAUAAAGGAAUUAGAGUUGCUCCUAAUGUCCACUGAGAAUGAGCUGAAAGGACAGCAGGCAUUGCCAACACAGAACCACACAUGCAGCUACCCCGGGUGGCACAGCACCUCCAUUGCCGACCACAGCAGACCUCAUGGAGACGGUGCACCUGUUUCCUGUCUGGGAGAGCAUCACUCCACUCCAUCUCUGCCGGUGGAUCCCGGCUCCCUACCUGAAGAAAGUGCCUCACCCGCGAGGUGCAUGAUCGUCCACCAGGGCACCAUUCUGGAUAAUGUUAAGAACCUUUUAGAGUUUGCAGAAACACUCCAGUUUAUAGAUUCUUUCCUAAACACUUCCAGUAGCCAUGAAAACUUAGACUUGGAAGUACCUUCUUUAACUUCUACCCCUCUCAGUGGUCACAGAUUGACUGUUACAACACCAUUCCAUAGAGAGCAGACUGGGAAAACUCAAAAGGAAAACACCAUUUUUAGAACUCCAGCUAUCAAAAGGUCAAUCCUAGAAAGUUCUCCGAGAACUCCUACACCAUUCAAGCAUGCACUUGCAGCUCAAGAAAUUAAAUACGGUCCCCUGAAGAUGCUACCUCAAAUACCCACUCAUCUAGUAGAAGACCUACAGGAUGUGAUCAAACAGGAAUCUGAUGAAUCUGGAAUUGUUGCUGAAUUUCAAGAAAAUGGACCACCCUUACUAAAGAAAAUCAAACAAGAGGUGGAAUCUCCAACUGAUAAAGCAGGUAACUUCUUCUGCUCAAACCACUGGGAAGGGGAGAAUCUUAACACUCAGCUGUUCACACAGGCGUCGCAGGUGACGGAUGCCCCUAAUAUUCUUACAAGCUCUGUGUUAAUGACACCAGUAUCAGAAGAUGAAGACAAUGUUCUGAAAGCAUUUACAGUACCUAAAAACAGGUCCCUGGCGAGUCCCUUGCAGCCUUGUAGUGGAGCCUGGGAGCCUGCAUCCUGUGGGAAGACAGAGGACCAGAUGACGGCUUCCACUCAGACUCGUAAAUAUGUGAACGCAUUCUCAGCCCGAACUCUGGUCAUGUGAGACAUUUCCAGAAAAGCAUUAUGGUUUUCAGAACACUUCAAGUUGACUUGGGAUAUAUCAUUCCUCGACAUGAAACUUUCCAAGACUGGGAGAAGAACCUAUUUUUGUUGUGGUACAACAGUUGAGAGCAGCACCAAGUGCAUUUAGUUGGGUGAAAUCUUUUGGAUUUCACCCAACUAAAAAAGGAUUUUUAAAAAAUAAAUAGCAGUCUUGCCUAAAUUAUUAGGUAAUGAAUUUUGUAACCAGUUGAUAUCUUGAAGCAGAUUUUUAAAAAUAUAUAUAUAAAAUGAUUUAUCUGUAUUUUAGAGGGGCCAACAGAUCAGUAUUUUUUAAAAUUUUACACAAAAAAAGGUACUCCAGUAUUCUACUUUCCUCAAUCACUAAACAUAUGUGCAGAUUUUUAAAAAUCAGUAAAAGCAUUACUAUAAAUGUUGACUAAACACCAUGGAACAAUGAAUGGAGAUUGUAAAUGCUCGUUGAUGGUUAAUAACAUUGGAGGUACAUUUAUUGUACUCAACUAUUUUAUGAGUUUUUUGUUAGCUUGCUUUAAAAAUUAUUACUGUAUGAAAUAGUUUUAUAAAAAAUUAUAUUUUUAUUCAGUAAUUUAAUUUUGUAAAUGCCAAAUAAAAACUGUGUUUUGCUGCUACGGUCUUAGCCUGUAGACAUGCUGCUAGUAUCAGAGGGGCAGUAGAGCUUGGAUGGAAAGAGAGGAAACUUGGUGUUAGGUAAUUGACUAUGCACUAGAAUCUCAGACUUUUUUAUUUUUUAAAAACAUACUUUUUUUUUUCCUUUUGUAAUACAUUGGAAAAGUUGUUUGGGAGAUUUUGC